Molecule: messenger RNA, 3411 nt
Organism: Pongo pygmaeus (Bornean orangutan)
Lineage: Eukaryota; Metazoa; Chordata; Mammalia; Primates; Hominidae
Exons: 3
Coding region: 1-687 (228 amino acids)
Source: RefSeq, a predicted model, not a curated record
AUGGACGAAGAGAAGAGAAAAAGGAGAGGGGGUGGAGGUGGGGGAGUGGAGGCGUGGAGGGCAGCGGCAGGAUCAGGAAGGGGAGGGCGAGCGGGACCAGCCGCGGUGUCGGCGAGGGGCGUCGAGGUCCUCGCCGCCCCCGAGAAGCCGUACCUCGAGGGCCGCGCCCGUCGGGCCUCCGCUUCUCCCGGCCCGGGGGUCGCGUCCCGGCCGCCCCUCUCACUCGUCCCUCCGGCCCUGGUGGCGGUGAGGGAGCCCGGCCCGGGCGGCUGUCUGCCGGGAACUGAGGGACGAGGUGGCGGCGGCUCUCACAGGCACCGCGAGAGGAGGGCUACCCUGGCUACUGUGGGGAUUAGCACCCGCCGCGGCCGCGAACUGGCCUCCAUCACCGCCGACCUGCCCCGGUCGCCAUGUUGGGAGGAAACGACGCGUCACGCAGCGGCCGAACGGCUGCAGAGGAGGAAGCAGCAGCGGCGGCGGCGGCGGCGCUGCCUGCCCAGAGCUGCCGCGGCGCCGGGAGGCUGGGGGCGGAGGGCGGUGCAGGAGGAGCGGCCCGAGCCGCAGCGCUACGGCGGCCCGGCGGGGCCUCCAGCGUUCGCUUGCAAGGCGGCGUGGGGCGUGGCGGGCGUGUGGUGGCACCGCGCCCAGCACUUGGAGCUCUUGGUGGCGGCCGAGCUGCAGGACUAGAGAUUCCCCCCACUCGGCACCCCUGCUCCUGCCGAGUGAACAGUACUCCUGGCUACUCUGUACCGGCUUUCUAACUUUCUGAUGGGGGUUCAGUCCUUUGCAUUCCAGGGGUCACAGGAACACCCGCAUCGCCCGUUUUCAGCCGCACUGGGUCUCUGCCUGCAUCACUCGACUCUAAAAUUUCCUUCCCCAGCGCACGGAACUGCUAUCCAGGACUGUGCUCUCCGACUACCUCAGGGAGGAUUCUGUUUUGGGAAAAGUGUUGAUCCAUUUCUAAUUCAUCUUUGUUUCUUCAUAAUGGAGUGUUGUGCCAGGUACUGUUGAGGGUACUAGCUGAUCACCAAACCCAUUUACUCUUCUUUCUUAGUAUAGAAUUGCAUUGUCCAGCCUCCCUUGAAGUUAGGUAUAGCCAUCUAGCCUUAACCUAUUGUUAAAAAACCAACAAGAAACUCCCACAAGCAAUCUUUCAUGCUGUUUCCCUUCUUUUUUUUUUUUUUUUUUCUUUUGGUAGAGAUGGCAUCUCACCAUGUGAACUCCUGGCCUCAAGCGAUCCUCCUGCCUCAGCCUCCCAGUGCUGAGAUGACAGGCAUAAGCCACCAUACCCAGUCUCUCUUUUCCCUUCUAUGGUCACAUGCUGAAGAUGACAGAAACACAAGUUAGGAGUCUUAGUUCCUGAAUUGGAACUCUUGGAGAAGAACCAUCUAGAAUAACUAUUUUGGACUUUACAUGAACGAAGCAGACUCUUCGGUUAUGUUUAGCUGUCAGCUUUAUCGUAACAGCAUACUUGGGAUUCACUGAUGAACAAGACAAGCUGGCACCUGUAGUCCCAGCACUUUGGGAGGCCAAGGCAGGAGAAUGGCUUGAGGCCAGGAUUUCCAGAUGAAACUGGGCAACACAGCAAGACACUGUCUUUACAAAAAAUAAAGAAAAAUUAGCCAGGCACGGUGGCAUCCACCUGUAGUUGCAGCUGCUCAGGAGACUGAGGAGGAAGGAUCGCUUGAGCUCAGGAGUUCGAGGCUGCAGUGAACUAUGAUAUGGUAGUGCCACAGCAUUCGUAAACAUCUCGUCUGCUUGCUUUGCUUGUUGAUUGGUUGCAUGUUUCUCUCAUAAGUGCAGGGACCUCGGUAUCUCUGUCUAUUCCCUUCUAUGCGCCCAUCAUCUAUUAUAUUGCUGGCAUAGAGAAGGCCUUUGCUAUAAACUUAUAGAAACUUGGAUAAAUGAAAGGCACCAGGCUAAGACAAGCAUGAUACCUGCCCUUUUGGACCUUACAGUAUAGAGUAGGGAAAAGAUAUUAAGUCAGUAGUGAAUAUACAAUUACAAAUCUGUUAAGUAUGAUUAAAGAAUAGAGUGCUGUGAGGGAAGGUGGAAGUAAAUUAAAUUGAGACCUGAAAGAAGAGUAGACAUUAGCCAAACUAAGUCAUGAAGAACUUUCCAGGCAAAGUCUCUUGGGGUAAGGGGAAGCUUGGCAAGUUUCAGGAAACAAAACAAGGCAGUGUGGCUGAAAGGAUCAAGGGGAAUGGUGCCAGUCAGGAUGAAGAGGGAGCUAGGAACCAGAUCAUUCAGAAUCUCGUAGGCCAUGUUAGGGGGUUGCAAUUUCAUCCUAAUAGCAAUGGAAAUUCAUUGAAAGGUUUUAAAAGUGGGGGAUAAAGUGAUCAAAUUGGUGAUUUUUAAAUAAUCCCUCUGUUACAUGGAGAAUGGAUUGGAGGGGGACAAGUGAGGAUGUGGCAAAACAUUUUAAGAAAUUUAUUACAACAGUGCAGGAUGGCUUGGUCAGGUCCAGGGCCACCAGGCAAGGUUGUGGAGAUCAUGGCACAAGGGAGCAAGUGUGGCUGAAAUCCAGCCCCACUAUCUGCCCAAAAGAAGAGGCUUCUUUCUCUAAUUUGCAUAAAGGUUAGCCCAGAAAUGACAGUGGUAGCAUGGAGAUGGAGCAAAGUAGACAGAUUUGGGAUAUACUUUGGUGGCAGAAUAAACCGGACUUAAUUAACUGGAGUGCAGGUUAGAGAGAGAAAGAGGUCACAAAUGAAUACCAGGUUUCUGCUGGGAACCAGUGAACAAUUGGAAAUGCCAUUUGUAGAGAUAGGCUAGAUGGAAUAUUUGAGGGUAAAGAGUGUAGUUGUCAGUUUCAGAAGAAUAAACUCUGAGAUAUGACCUAACCCUCCCAGAAGGAAUGAUUUGCAUCUUCUUUGAGAGGCCAACUCAUCCUCUUCCCUUGCUGGGUUUACCCAAAAAGUGGUGGUGCUUCAGGGUGGAGGAGGGUGGGAGUAGUCUUAGAAGAUGGACACUCCUAUCCACUUGAAACUCAAGAUACUAACUCAGACCUGUAGCAAAAAUAGAGUAAGACUCUAGAAUAAAGCUGAUGCUCUUGGAUAUUUUCAAUCUUUUAUUGACAGGUACACAGGGACUGGCAGAGGAGAUUUUUACAUGAAAUUAUGAGUACAGGCCAGGCACAGUGGCUCAUUCCUGUAAACCUAGCACUUUGGGGAGGCUGAGGUGGGUGGAUCACCUGAGGUCAGGAGUUCAAGACCAGCCUGGCCAACAUGGUAAAACCCUGUUUCUACUAAAAAUACAAAAUUAGGUGGGCGUGGUGGCAGGUGCCUGUAAUCCCAGCUACUCAGGAGGCUGAGAUAGGAGAAUUGCUUGAACCCAGGAGGCGGAGAUUGCAGUGAGCCAAGAUCAUGCUGCUGCACUCCAGCCAGAGCAACAGAGUGAGACUCGAUCUCAAUU